Molecule: messenger RNA, 1452 nt
Organism: Rotaria sordida
Lineage: Eukaryota; Metazoa; Rotifera; Eurotatoria; Philodinida; Philodinidae
Source: the annotation of a GenBank genome assembly
AUGCAUUGUUUUAUAUCAACUAUCUCUCUCAUUGUUUUAUUGGGUUUGGUUAUUCAAAGUUAUGGUGCAUGGAAACAUGGAUCAUCAUCCAAUAAUGGUCAAAAACGAAUAGAAAAACGUCUUUACAAACGACAAUUAAAUUCAAUGCUUCCAGCUUAUUCAAUCAACAGUCCAUCAGCAUGUGAUUUUUCAGCAAUGCAUACUUGUGAUGCUGUUGCUAAUAGUAUAAGUCAAAGUGGUAUACAACUUCAACAAACAAUGACUGCUGUUCAACAACGUAAAUUAUACGUUGAUAAUUCUAUUUCUUUACCAGCACUUCAAAAUGGUGGCAUGUGUGCACCAAAUACAAAUUUAUUGACAGCCAAUGCAUAUUCAGCUCUUGAUUUAGGUCAUAUUACACUUCCACAACUCGCAACAGUUAAUCUAGUUCCUGUACAAUCAAUUGAUACAAAUAGUUUAUUUAAUGCUGGUUAUAUUAAUACAUAUGGUCAAACAAAUUUACUUACAGGUUUAGGUGCACAAGCAAGUAUAUCUGGUCAUGUUUUACCAUCACAACUUCUAUCAUUAAAUUUAUAUCCAUUACAAACAUCAACACUUUCAUUAGAUACACUUGUUCAAGCUGGUUAUUUAACAAAUGAUUGUGUACCGACAGCACUUGCUAUUUCAGCAAUACAUAUUCGUUAUUUAUCAACUAAUGAUUUAGCUUCACUUGGUUGUCCAUCAACUGAUAAUUCACAAAUAAGUAUUCCACAAUUAGCCUCUGCUAAAUAUGUAUAUGGUUCAUCAAAUAUUUUAACACCUGUUGGUUUAGCUGCUCUUCGAGUAGGCGUUGUUUCACAAGGUACUUAUCAGAAAAUUGGUGUUUUCCCAUUUGGUGCUGAUGCUCAAACUCAACCUUCUGAAUAUGAUUACCAAGAACCACAACAAACACAAACACAAACACAAACACAAACACAAACACAAACACAAAUACCAAGUGUUAUUAAUGAUCUUGCACAUGUUGGUUAUUUACAACCACAUAGUUAUUUCUUAACUAGUGCUGCUUAUUAUGCUCUAACAAAAGGUUAUUUUACAAUUGACAAUUUUCGUAAUUUAAAUUUAUGGCCAUGUACUGGUACACCGUCAAUGAAUUUGUUUGUUUCAGCUGGUUAUGCAACAUAUAGUGGUCAUUUAACAAAACUUGGUUAUUCAUUAUUACAUGCUCAAUAUUUUCCAGCUGAAUGGCUUCCAAGACUUGGUAUUCAAGUACAUGAUGAUUUUCAUGUAUUUCAUCAAGCUUUACGUUUUGGUGGUUACUUUCGAUCGGAUUAUAAUACAGUACAUAAUUCAAAUCAUAUUCAAAGUCUUAAUGCAAAUAUUGAAAAUUCACAAAUUGGUUCAUAUCGAUCAGGAGCUGGUACAGGUGUUCCAAAUUCUCCCGAUAAUGCAAAUGCUGUCUAUGCUCAUAAAUAA